Molecule: messenger RNA, 3410 nt
Organism: Solea senegalensis (Senegalese sole)
Lineage: Eukaryota; Metazoa; Chordata; Actinopteri; Pleuronectiformes; Soleidae
Gene: trhra
Product: thyrotropin-releasing hormone receptor a
Exons: 2
Coding region: 95-1348 (417 amino acids)
Biological process (GO): phospholipase C-activating G protein-coupled receptor signaling pathway
Cellular component (GO): membrane
Molecular function (GO): thyrotropin-releasing hormone receptor activity
Source: RefSeq, a predicted model, not a curated record
CUUUAUUUUUUUCUAUUGUAAUUCAUUUAUUUAUUUACUAUUGAUUGCCUGGUGUGAUUCCCACCUGAGCGCACAAAGCUACAGACUCUCAGUCAUGGAAAACCUCACCAGGGAGAACAACAUGACUGUGGUGAAUGACACGUCGGUGCAGGACAAUCAGACUCUGGGCGUUUGGAGCGACUAUACUGUUGAGUAUAAAGUGGUGAGUGUGUUGCUGGUGUCCCUCAUAUGUGGCGUGGGGAUCGUGGGGAAUGUGAUGGUCAUCCUGGUGGUGCUGACCACCAAACACAUGCGGACUCCCACUAACUGUUACUUAGUAAGUCUGGCCGUGGCUGACCUGAUGGUGCUGACGGCUGCAGGGCUGCCCAACAUCACCGACGCACUCCACGGUCAGUGGGUGUACGGUUACGCGGGCUGCCUGGGCAUCACCUAUCUGCAGUACCUGGGCAUAAACGCAUCCUCCUGCUCCAUUACUGCCUUCACCGUGGAGCGCUACAUCGCCAUCUGUCACCCCAUCAAGGCGCAGUUCCUGUGCACUUUAUCCAGAGCGAAGAAGAUCAUCCUGCUGGUGUGGGCGCUCACCUCCGUCUACUGCGUCAUGUGGCUCUUUCUGUCGGACACCAAAGAGUUGGUGUAUGACAACGCGGUGCUGCUCAGCUGCGCCUACAAAGUGUCCAGGAGUCACUAUCUGCCCAUUUACUUCACGGACUUUGCGGUGUUCUACGUGCUGCCCCUCAUGUUGGCCACCGUCCUGUACGGACUCAUCGCCAGGAUACUUUUCCUGAACCCGCUGCCAUCCGAUCCAAAGCAGGGCACCAAGAAGUGGAAGAAGGAGACGAGUCAGGGAGUGAGGAUGAUGAACAGCAGCAGCUCCUCCAGCAGCACCACGGCUGCCUCCCGCAGACAGGUGACCAAGAUGCUGGCUGUGGUGGUGAUCCUCUUCGCCUUGCUGUGGAUGCCCUACCGGACCUUAGUGGUGGUCAACUCCUUCAUCGAUAAGGCCUACCUGGACACCUGGUUCCUGCUGUUCUGCCGCCUCUGCAUCUACUUAAACAGUGCCAUAAACCCAGUCAUCUACAAUGCCAUGUCCCAGAAAUUCCGUGCUGCGUUUAAGAAGUUGUGUCACUGUGGCCCCCAGCGCAUGGAGAAACCGGCGUCUUACAGUGUGGCGCUCACCUACAGUGUCAUCAAGGAGACUUCCAAUGGCGAGAGUCCCGACCACUUCACCACAGAAAUGGAUGCGCUAAAUUCACCGUCAGAUCAGUACUUACCCGCCAGCAUCCUGCCCUCCGCUAAGAGGAUGCUGUAUGAGGAGCCUCCCCUGCCUGGAAGUGACGUUAAAGCCUGACUAAAACAAAAGGUGCUCCAUGUAAAUGAAGCUGCUACUUAAUCAAAUUAAAUCUUAAGGUCAGCUUUAUCUUAAAAUGCCCUCGUAGAAUACAGAUGAAGAAACUAUAGGAUCCAGCAGAUGCUGCUUAAUGUGACGAGCCAAACCAUCUCCACACCGCACACAUUUACUACCUCAUUUAUUCCCAAAUGCUCUUUACAAUUUAGGUUUGUUUUUUUUGUGCAGCACCUGUAUCCAAGAGAUUUUGCCCUGAUUAUUGUACAGUGUGAGGAAGUGAAGACGCUUCAGCCAUCUUUAUACUUGGGUUGAACCCUGCAGCUCCGCUGUGAGCAUAUAGGGAGGUAAUGAUGCGUAAGCCGUUGAUGAAAAAGUAAAUGCAUAUAUUGAAGGUUGGCUGUUUGUCAAAGCACACAGUCUUACUUAUUUUUUACAUUUCUUUUAUAUUGCAAUUCUCCACAUUAGUGAAAUACAUGAGCUGUGCCCUGUUUAGUGUUAUGUGACACAUUGCUUUUGUGUUACUACUAUAGAACCUAAAUACUUCAGUUGGAGCAGCCCGUGGCCAAGAGGAAGGGUUGUAAGGGUUACCGCUUCAAAUCUUAGGACAGGUCAAGGGCAGGAGUGCCCCUGAGCAAGGCACCCAAAUCCCCAUUACUCACCUUUUCAAAGAAAUGCGUUUCAUAUAAGUUGAAAUACUGUACAGUGGACAUGAGGACCUUUGUUUCAAUGUUGGUUUAAGCAGUGUAACUAACUGCCAGUGCAUCAGUACAUUAUAAUUAGGGGAGACACUGUUUUUAUUAUUUUUUUUAUUUUUUUUUUAUCAGCCAGCCCUCGGAUAUCAUUAUACCACUGGUAACCAUGUGUUACAGAAAUUGCAUUUCCUCUUUGUUCCUGUGCCUCCCUGAGACAAGCCAUGUAAUUCCAUUGAAUGCAAAUGCACAAUGCCGUGACAUUGUAAUCUUGCUACUAGAGCGAAAAGCACAGACAUGGAAUUACAUGACCUUUUCCUUUUUAAAAGGUCUGCGCAAAAGGAAGGAACAGACACUUCCCGGAACCUGCUGUGUUAAUGUAGAGCUACCUGUACUCUACUGAUUUCUGAACUCAAAUAACUACGUGAAGACGACCACUGUGGUCUCUCCGAGGAGCCUGCCCAGUACAAUGGUCAUUGAAUUAUUAUUAUUACCAUUAUUAUCAUCAUUAUUAUAAGUAGUAUGAGAGACAAAUGUGUAUCUCAGAUGUGCAGGGUGGCUGUUCAUCAAAGGGUCAAAUCACUGUCAAGGCAGUAAUUCACUGACAUCAGCCCAGAGUGCAGCGUGCAGCACUUUUCUGUGAUUUAUCAGCUCAGCAAAACCCACAGUGCAAUGACUGAAUGUGUAAAUAGAUUGCGACAAAGUGCCAUUCUUGAGCUCGUGCACUUCAGUAUUUAAGCAUAUGGCUCACGCUGCUUUUAAAAGAAAAACCUGCCAUUUCUUCAGCCUUGUACGCGUGUAAAUUGAAGAGCACUCAGAGGGUAUGAAUAUGGAACUAAGACGCAAACUCAUUAAAACCUGUUUCCACGCCGAACAGCAGGCUUUUCUGUCAAUACCGUAGACGCCUGCAAUGUAUUGUACUGUGCAAUGUCAAAUUAACUCAAUAUUGUGUUUUCAAACGUGUGUCAGUGAGUGCAGUUAUUUAAAAAAAAAAAACAAUAACUUAUUUGAUUCAAUGUGUUUUCUGUUAUUUCAAAACCAGUGAGUGAAAGUUUAUGUCCAAAGUGCAAGAAAGUAUAGUUAUUAGAUCGUUUCUAGCAUGAGGUACCUCUAAUUUGUGCACUUUGAUUAGUUUCUCUCUCUUUCUUUUCAAACAUGUUUUCUGUUCUGCACGGUAGACAUGAACACAUGCUUUUGUGAUGUGAACUCAAAGAUUGAUUAAAAGCAAGCCGAUAGCUGAUGUGUUUUUUUCCCCAUCUGAGGCGGUGGUUUGAGUCUCAAGGUAGCUUUUUUCCCUGCUCUUGCUGUUUGAUGGACUGUUUUGUAUUUUGUAUUGGUCUUUGUCUACAAUAAACACAGUAAUUGCGCUGCCUUGA